Molecule: messenger RNA, 3667 nt
Organism: Pseudovirgaria hyperparasitica
Lineage: Eukaryota; Fungi; Ascomycota; Dothideomycetes; Acrospermales; Acrospermaceae
Exons: 3
Coding region: 358-3549 (1063 amino acids)
Source: RefSeq, a predicted model, not a curated record
CCGCCGAUGCAAAGACGCUUCUAGCAAACAAGAUGUCAGAAGAUGAAGAGGCUGGCCAGGGGCGUAAGAUGCUUGAGAGCCAGAUUGAUGAUCUUCGCGCCGAGCUGUUUCAAGUCCAGUCUUCUUUAGCGCGGGAACGCCAAUCUCGAGACGAUGUGGAGAUGAUCGGAGAGGAAAAGUACAAGGAGCUAAAGCGAGAUUUUGACUCGCUCAACGAGUCCAAAAUCACCAUUGAAAAGGAGAUAUCGCAGGGAGAUUCAGACCCAACUGCAUGAUCUCCGCCAGGAGUACUUGGAAUUGAAAGAAGCCAAAAUCGAUGCUGAUCAGGAAGCACAACGUACCGCCUCGCGCUUGGCCAUGGAACGGUCGGCUGGGUUGAAAGAGCAGCUUGACGCGAAAGACCGCCAGAUCAGGCAAUUGGAGGAAGAGUGCAUGCGUUUGAGCGAUGAUGUGGAACGUCUAAAGGUUGCUGCCGCAGACGCUAUUAGAUCGCAGCACGACCAAAACAGACAACGCCUUGAGCGCGAACUUGUGACCGUCAAAGGUCGACUUGCAGCCUCCGAAAACGAUAACAAGACUUUGUUGAACAAGAUUCAGCAAAAGAACCUGGAUAUCGCGCGUUCCAAUUCUCGAAUGGGCGACAGCCAGCGAACUCAGGCUGCAAAGGCCCAACUACAAGCACAGAAGGACAAACUAGAGAAGGAGAACUUAUAUCUUCAGAGCCAGCUCCAAGAGGCGCAAAUAAACAUCACUUCACUCGAUAAACAGAAGGAGAAACUUUCCUUGGCCCUUGAGGAUUUGAAUCACGAGAUUACGAGAGAGCACAAAACAAGCCGAAACGCUGAGAAAGUUUCAUCUUCUGUCAAUCUACAGCUUGCCGAUGCAAAUAGAAAGCUAGAGACAGAACGACAGCUACGCAAUCAAGCGCAGUCUAGCACUCGAGCGGUACAGAUGGCAUUGGACAACGCGAAUCGCGAACUCUCAGAUUCUCAUGGUCAGCUUAUGACUCUUCGUAAAGUCUUUGAUCCCGAGGCGGAUCUCUCUAUUACCUACGAAGCUGCAAAACCUGACAUCUCCAACGUCGUGGAGCUGGCUCGUCAGCUCGAGGCAGCUCAGCAGUCCCUACGAGUAGCCACCGAACGGGCCACAAGGGCCGAGACUCAACUCGACGGUGCACGAGAUCGCUUUGAGGGUGAGAUUUCAGAGAUCGAGGGCCGACAUACAAAUUCUCGGAGAGCUUUGCUCGAGGAGAUGAACGCGAGCCAAGUCAAUCAAGCAAGCUCUCGUCGGUCCCCAGAGCAUCAACGGAAGGACUCUGAUAACCGACGUCCUUUCAGUGCAACAACUACUCCGCUCCACCAGCGUCACCAGAGUAGUGCGACAAACCACUCGGGCCGAUCAGACCGUACUGUUGACUCAACAAUCUUCAAUCAGCGCAUGGAUAUGGCUACGCAACUCGAGGAGGUUGAAAAUAGACUUCAGAUGAGUGAGAUGCGGAACCGACAUCUAGAGAACGAAUUGAAGCGAUCGCCUGUCAAACAAACAUGGGGAGAGGAAAGCCCUUCUCUUCGACGACAGAAGAAACUUGAGGUAGAGAACUCUCGAUUACACAAUCUUCUGGACGACUCUUCGGCUCAGAUCUCAGCCCUUGAGCGCAGUAUCAGAUCAGGCCAACUCAGCUUCCAAGAAAUUCAGACGAAGUCACAUGAGGAGCUCUACGACCUGAUCCAAUCUCAGGAAGAAAACAGGCAAAUGCUGUCCCACUCUUGCGCGAAUGCGAGAUCCGAGCUUGCGGAUGCUAAGGCUACGUUCGACGAGCUCAAAAAGGCAAAGCAGACCGCCGAUUUGGAACUUCGCGACACGCUCUCAAAUCUCGAAAGCCUACGCUCCGAAAGAGAGCAAGAAUCGGCGAGCCAUAGUCAACUUCUUGAGGAGUUUUCUGACCUGCAAAUUCGGCUGGAUUCGGAGACCUCUAAACUUAUCGACGUCGAGUCAAGUCUAAAUCUUUACAAGUCGCGUGCAGACGAAUACUUUAACAAGCUUGAACAGGCCGAGAUCUCGGUCCUUAAAGCUACACGUGCUGAGCAAUUCGCCAAGGGUCAAGCUCGAGAAGCAGAAGAGACAUGUGCCAAUAUAAUGGCUGAACGCAAGCAGAUGGACGACAUAAUCGAAGACCUGCAGCGCCAGGCGCAAAAGUCCGAGGAGCGACUUGAGGAUGUGUCUGCGGAUCUAGAAGGAGCUCUCCAAUCCAAGAAGCGAUUGCAAAACGAGCUCGAAGACUACCGCAGCCAACGCGCGAUAGACAUCGAAGAUAAUGAAACUUCUAUGGAACAUACCCGUAAGACCUAUCAGCAUGAGUUGUCAAGCUUGACUCACGAGCUUGAACUUGAGCGCGAAAAUGUCAUCUAUGUUCGCGAGGAGAAUGGACGACUUCGGGAUGAGAUCGAAGAGUUGCGCGGCAAAUGGGACGACGAGGUCCUCAAUAGCUCCACCUGGGCUAAGGAAAAAGCCAGACUCGAAAUGACCCUUCAGGAUGUGUCCAACUCCCGCGACGAAGCCACAAGUGCGCAUAAUGAGGCCCAAACAAAGAUUGUAUCUCUGUUGACACAGGUGAACCAUCUUCGGAACUCUAUGGACAACGCUCUAGCAGAAAGAGACAACGUUAUCACCGAGAAGAAAACCCUGGAAAGACGCCUCGCGGACGCAUCGCAACGUCUCGACGAACUUUCGAAAAGCGAAUCGCCUUCUCUGCGCAAUGCGGCAGCCUUUGAUAAGGAAUUGUUAGGUUUGAAGUCGGACCUUGCUCAGCAGGAAGACAUUGUCGCUGCAGCUGUCGGCAAGAUGAGAAGGUCCGAGGCCUUGGCUCAGGAACUUCAAAAGGAUAUCGGAACAGAAAGAGACCUCAAUGUUCAACUCCACAAGGAGAAAGCUGCUCUUGAAAAGAGCAUGAAGGACUUGCAACUCAAACUCGUCGACCUUGAGACUCGAGGACAGGGAGGUCGUGCAAGUCAAGACGUUCGGUUCCUCCACGGACGUAUUCAGGAGCUCGAAAAACAACUCGAGUCAGUCGAGUCCGUCAGGGCCACUGAAUCGAAAUCAGUCCGCAAUGUGGACCGAACAGUGAAAGAUCUUCAAACGCAACUCGAACGUCGCGAAAAAGCAAAUGCUACCCUGGCGGAUGAUGUUGCUAAGGCUCGCGACAAGAUCAGCAACCUCUUGAAAACCAUUGACGAGUUGCAAUCUGCCGAUUCAACUUCCCAACUCAUGGCUAAGCGCGCCGAACGUGAACUUAAAGAGGAGCGCGAAAAGUCGGCUCGCAUCGAACGCGAACUCGAAGGCUGGAAAGGUCUCCGCGUCGAACGUAGAAGUGCUCUGGGUGUACCUGGCAGCGAUGGAGGGAGCCGACGUGUCAGCAACGCGAGCGCUCUACCAGGGCUCUCAGGAAGUAGUGAUAGGCCAUCGAGCAGCGCUGGUGGUCCAGGCAGUAUCAUGGCUGGAUCGAUCCGUCGUGAGCUCCGUAAGAUUAGUGGUUCAAAGGGUUUUUUGUAAAUAGGCUUGCCGCUCGCGUAGAAGAUGAAGUUGACGUAGACGAUGCACAGGGCUCAGCAGCGCCUGAAGAGAGAGGCAGAGUGCUAGAGAGGGGUGCGAGCGGACAAGCCGGUAAUCA